UUUACAUUAUGCAAAAUGAGUUUUUCUUAACUAUCCACAGUAUAGUUCAAGAGAGUGCUAGAUGGCUUGUUACAAAGGGACGCUACAAAGAAGCUGAAAAAGUUAUUAACACAAUAGCCAAAGUAAACGGUAAACCGGCACCAAACACAAGUAUACUGAUGGCGGAAGCCGCAAAGAGUGACUCUAAUAAAGCAUCGGUUCACUACACAGCUUUCCACCUCUUUAAAUCAAAAGAAAUGGUUAUAACAACAAGUGGUCUCCUUUUUAUAUGGAUGUCAAUUAGCUACUCUUACUACGGAUUGACGUUUGGCGUGAACAGUUUGGCGGGAAACUUGUAUUUAAACAUGUUUCUGAUGAAUAUAAUAGAAACACCUGCCAGUUUCUCCAUCAUGUACAUUGUCAAUAGAUUUGGGCGGAAACACUGUUGUAUGUUUUUCUUUUUCUUUACUGGGCUAUGUGGUGUAAUUGUUGGCAUCAUACAGUACAUAGACACUCCUCACCGUGGCGUAAUCACAAACGCAUUUGCUCUGGCGUCCAAAAUGGGUAUAGCAGUUGGAUGGGGUUGUCUAAUAGUUUAUACCACGGAACUCUAUCCGACAGUCGUCAGAACAAUUGCAUAUGGUCUUCACAACACAUCAGCAAGAAUUGGUGGAAUUAUAGCACCUCAGAUUGUUUUCUUGAAUGAUGAAAUCCCUGGUCUGAUGUAUUUUGUAAGUGCUGUGCUGAUGAUUUCUAGCAGUCUUAUUUGUUGCGUGUUUCACGAUACCACUGACAAGAUACUAGAGGAUACGUUUAAAGAUACUUCAAGUGAACAAAGUGUGACAGUCAACGCAUUAAACAUGAAUGACAAUGACAAAAAAUCAAAAUUUUGAUAUAUUUAUGACAUAUGUGAUAUAUUAUUUCUGAAAACUUUCGAAAAUGAAUAGUUGACAGAUCAAACCGGCACGGAAAUAAUUGAAAAUAACAAAAAAUCAAAAUUGUGAUUUAUUCGUGAUAUCCGGAAACUUUAAAAGUUUACUUUGGCAAGAAGUCGACCAUAUGUAUGUAACGUUUGAGCUUCGAUGUUUCAUAGUAUAGUACUGGAUCCUAUAUCUACUGUAAUAAUUAACGAAUUUGUUUACAAAAUGCAGACCCCUUUGUUAUGGUUAUGAGUUCUGUGAACGUCACCUUUGCCUCGAUGAUCUUUAAUUGUUCUCACUUUUCCCAGCUUUUUAUCAAAUCAUUUACAGACAUGAACCGAUUCAAUUAUAAACAACAUUUACCUCUUGACAAUUAUUCAUGUUUCUGUAACAUACUAAAUAUACAACGUUAUCGAUCACCAAACAUACACAAUAUAAUUCUAAUACCUACACAUAUGCAAUCAAACUAUAGUUUUGAUGUACUUGUAAGUGGUGUAAUGUUAAAUACAUAAAAUGUCGCGAAUCCUUGAUCAUCAUAAAGUUUCCAAUUAUGAUUAUUUGUCAAAGGGACACAAGAAAACAUACAUUUCGUAUUCAUAUUUUUAUUGUAGUACAUUCAAACUUGAAUAUAAAUAUUUAAACACUUAAUUGUAGAUCUAUAAAAAGUUUAUAUAAUUUAUCUUAUUACAUUACAGCUGUGCAGUUCAAUAUAGUGCAAGUUAUAUAUUUUUUCCAAGGUUAUCUUUACGUUAUAUAUACACAACAUUUUUUUUCCCAAGGUUGUCUAUACGUUAUAUAUACAACAUCUUUCUGAUAAUUACCCGGAAACGUAUACCAUAAAUUAACGUAUAGCCUAAAAAUGCAUUUAUGUAUUCAGAACUUCCGAAACUAGUCUUUCUCACACCUGUAUAUGAAUUUCAACUGUUUGCAGUUGUUGAUUAUAUCAUUGUGUUAUAUCAUUUUUUGUUGAUAAUAAUGUUAAUAAGAUGGAGCACUCUUAGAAUCUGUCCGCAGUUAAGUCAAUGUUUUGUAACCGUAACCCUGACCUCUCACCCUUACUCAUAACACUUACCCUUAAUCGUAACCCUAGAAGUAAUUUGAAUGAUUUUAGGAAACUUAAAUUGUUAAAUAUUGAAGAAAUAAUUUUGUGUAAAAUGUUUAAAAUAGCUGCGGACAUAUUCUAAAGUCUAGCCAAUAAAUUCAUUAAAUAAAUCGUGCAUAUAAUUACAUACAAUUAUUGUUUUUGUCUCUUCUAACAACUUAUAACAGGUCCGCGAUUGACUCUCUGAGCACUUUUAAUGAAAAUUACAUUUAGUUGCCACAGGUCUAGAAGAAUAUAUAGAUAAUUUUAACAAAUUGUUAAGAUAAUAUAGCAAUGACAGUAUGCACAACAAUUAUUCUGAAUAUUCCUUAAGUUCGUCUUGUUAGUUUAAAGUGUUACAUACUCCUUAAAACUAUUAAAAGCUACAACACAUUUCUGAAAAUCUUGGACAUGACUUUACACCAUCUUAUCUGAUUAUCUGAAUUAACAAUGUCAUAUAUCAAUUUCACAGAUCGAUUUUCAGUUUCACAU
This is a messenger RNA of Ruditapes philippinarum (Manila clam), 2472 nucleotides long. RefSeq names its product solute carrier family 22 member 21-like. The transcript is spliced from 6 exons. Gene Ontology annotation, cellular component: membrane. Gene Ontology annotation, biological process: transmembrane transport. Gene Ontology annotation, molecular function: transmembrane transporter activity. Lineage: Eukaryota; Metazoa; Mollusca; Bivalvia; Venerida; Veneridae. Bases 9 to 872 code for a protein of 287 amino acids. The record is from RefSeq and is a predicted model, not a curated record.